AUGGCCAAGGUGAUGGAGCGGUUGGUCACAAACCACCUGAUGGCCAACCCAGCCAAAUGCCACAUUGGAGCCACCGAGGUUAACUUCCUGGGCCACAUGGUCAACACAGAGGGAAACCACCCCCAACUGGUCCGCUACCACUGGGGCUCGCCCGCCCAGACAACGUUCGAGGCCAUCAAGAGCGCGUUCACCCGGUGCCACACACUGGCCCGCAUCGAUCCUGAGCGCCCACUCGUACUCCAGACAGAUGCUAGCGCCCUGGGAACCGGAGCUGUGCUGUACCAGGUGAACGACCGCGGAGAACGGCAGGUGGUGGUCUACGCCAGCGAUUAA
Molecule: messenger RNA, 333 nt
Organism: Bacillus rossius redtenbacheri
Lineage: Eukaryota; Metazoa; Arthropoda; Insecta; Phasmatodea; Bacillidae
Exons: 2
Coding region: 1-333 (110 amino acids)
Source: RefSeq, a predicted model, not a curated record